This is a messenger RNA of Candidozyma haemuli, 561 nucleotides long. RefSeq names its product Zcf3p (gene ZCF3). NCBI's taxonomy places the organism in Eukaryota, Fungi, Ascomycota, Pichiomycetes, Serinales, Metschnikowiaceae. Gene Ontology annotation, biological process: regulation of DNA-templated transcription. Bases 1 to 561 code for a protein of 186 amino acids. The transcript has a single exon. Gene Ontology annotation, molecular function: DNA-binding transcription factor activity, RNA polymerase II-specific; zinc ion binding. The record is from RefSeq and is a predicted model, not a curated record.
AUGUGCUCCGAACCUUUAAACUACAAAGCAUACCAGCAGGUGCUCAACCUAGGGUGCGAGAAGAAGACUAAGGCUACCAAGAUGAGAGAGCCUAAACCUACCAGUUCUAAGAGAAGAACCAAGACGGGUUGUAUGACCUGUCGUCGCAGAAAGAAGAAGUGUGACGAACACAAGACCGGCGGCAAGUGCCAGGCUUGUAUUAGAAACUUUUUGGAUUGUCACUGGCCUGGUGAUAAUGAGGAAGUGAAGAGCGAGGAAAACACGUCCUCCGAGGUUUCCGUUCCAGCAUCUCCAGAAACUCCAAAGAGUCUACCAGUUUCGGAUAAGGGUGCUGAUGCUUAUCCAUCUCCAGUGAUGUCUCCAAAAUCGGAGACUGCCGAGGAGCCAACCACUAACUGCAUGGAUAUCAAGUGUUUGACCUUGCCUCCAAUUAAGGGUAAGACCGCCAAGGUGACAAAGCCCGAAACGAAGAAGAAGAGCCAGCCAAAGAAGGCUCAGGAAGCUAAAUUUUUUAUUGCAUCUUUCGACUCUGGAAAGUCUCUUUGUCAGAUCAAGAGUUAA